GACGGUAAUGCGCCAUUUCCUUUCCAUCGACAGCGCCGAGUGUCAGGACGAAGAAGCGGGCCGACAGCAGGCUGUGUACACUGCAGUACAUGCGACCGUACAACCCGCUCCACAGCCUGGCUCCGUUUUUCCUCCAGCGCCAGCGACGACAGCCAGGACAACAGACGCUUGUGUUUUGGAGUGAAGUGGCGGAGAAGAUUUCUAACGCAUCCGGAAAAUCCUAACUUUCAACACGAACCGCGCCGUGUGUGGCAUUUGUGGACUGCAAAGGAUUGGCAAAAAGGCGCUGCUUUCCCCUUGACUACUCAGCGGAACGGUUUUUCCAAUCACAGACAUCACCACAGCCAAAGGUGCAGUGGGGCCAAGGCUGCUCUCAGGUCAGAACAAACCUGUCACCAUGGAUGUAGAUGAGGAGGAGAAUAUGAGUUCGAGCAGCACCGAUGUUAAGGAAAACCGAAACCUGGACAACGUGUCCUGCAAAGACGGGGUGGGAGUGGCUGAACAGCUCCCCAAUGGAAGCGGCCUGGGCAGUCGAAAGCGCCCCCUAGAAGAAGGAAACAAUGGACACUCUCACUCAAAGUUCCGUGCCAAGAAGCGCAAGAAAACACCGGGGCCAGUCCUGCCCAAGAAUGCGCUGAUGCAAUUGAACGAAAUUAAACCAGGUCUACAGUACAAACUGCUGUCUCAGACAGGACCAGUCCAUGCACCAGUUUUUGUCAUGACUGUGGAGGUCAAUGGACAGAUGUUUGAGGGCAUGGGCCCAACUAAGAAGAAGGCUAAACUAAAUGCAGCUGAGAAAGCACUGCGUUCCUUCGUCCAGUUCCCCAAUGCCUCUGAGGCACACCUGGCCAUGGGUCGAACAUUAACAGUGAACACAGACUUUACAUCUGACCAAGCUGACUUUCCAGAUAUGCUCUUCAAUGGCUUUGAGACACCAGCCGCACCUGAAGAAUCCUUCUAUCUAGGUUCUAAUGGUAGCAGCUCCUUAAACUCUCUAGGGGAGUACCCACUACCCACACCACCUGGCAGUAACCUUGUCCAGGCCCCAUUGCCCUCUCCAUCAGCAUUCAGCUCACCCUCCAGUGGCAAAAAUCCAGUCAUGAUCCUCAAUGAGCUCAGACCAGGCCUCAAAUAUGACUUUGUCUCAGAGAGUGGGGAGAGUCAUGCCAAGAAUUUCGUGAUGUCAGUAACAGUGGAUGCACAGACGUUUGAAGGCUCAGGGCGCAACAAGAAGUUGGCUAAAGCCCGGGCAGCGCAGGCCGCCCUCUCAGCUCUCUUCAACAUGCAGCUAGACCAGACACCGUCCCGGCAACCCAUACCAAGAGAAGGAUUGCAGCUUCACCUACCCCAGGUUCUGGCUGAUGCCGUCUCUCGCCUGGUGGUGGAUAAGUUCAGUGAGCUGACAGAUAACUUCACCUCCCCCCAUGCACGACGGAAAGUCCUAGCAGGAGUCGUCAUGACAACAGGGACGGAUGUGAAGGAAGCACAGGUUAUUUGUGUCUCUACGGGAACCAAAUGCAUCAACGGUGAGUACAUGAGUGACCGCGGACUGGCACUGAACGACUGCCACGCUGAGAUAAUUGCCCGACGCUCGCUCAUCAGGUACCUCUACACUCAGCUGGAGUUCUUCCUCAGCAACAACAAGGAAGACAACCAGAAGUCGAUAUUUGUGCAGUGUGAAAAGGGAGGCUACAGGUUAAAGGACAACGUGCAGUUCCACCUCUACAUCAGCACCUCGCCCUGUGGAGACGCCAGGAUCUUCUCUCCGCAUGAGGCAGGAGUGGAAGACCAAGGAGACAGACAUCCCAACCGGAAAGCACGGGGACAGUUAAGGACCAAAAUUGAGUCAGGGGAGGGAACCAUUCCUGUGAGGUCCAGCAACACCAUCCAGACCUGGGACGGGGUGCUGCAGGGGGAGAGGUUACUCACUAUGUCCUGCAGUGACAAGAUUGCAAGGUGGAACGUGGUCGGCAUUCAGGGCUCUUUGAUGAGCUAUUUCACAGAGCCAAUCUACUUCUCCAGCAUCAUCCUUGGCAGCCUUUACCAUGCGGACCACCUCUCCAGGGCCAUGUACCAGCGCAUCGCAGAUAUUGAGGACCUGCCCCAGCAGUUCACCCUCAACAGGCCUCUGCUCAGUGGUAUAAGUAAUGCAGAAGCCAGGCAGCCAGGCAAGGCACCCAACUUCAGCGUCAACUGGACGGUGGGUGACCAGGCCCUGGAGGUGAUCAAUGCAACCACAGGCAAGGACGACAUGGGUCGCGCUUCACGUCUCUGCAAGAAUGCCCUCUACAGCCGCUGGGUGCGCCUACACUCCAAGCUGUCGUCCAUCUUGUGGAUCAAGAUGCUCAAGCCCAGCUCCUACCAUGAUGCCAAGCAGGCAGCCACAGAGUACCACUCUGCCAAGCAGGCACUCAUCAAGGCCUUCCACAAGGCCGGCCUAGGGGCCUGGGUCAAAAAGCCCAUUGAGCAAGACCAGUUCACCCUCAGCUCCUGAGGGAGUCAAGGGACUAAAGGGAUUCCUAAACCCCCCACUCCUUCCCCCCUGACCCAGGCCACAGAGACACUUACCUCCGUCCCAUGUGUCGGCACGCACGUGCACUUUGUACUUGUGGAAAAAAAUCGUGCGUAGAUUCACAAACCAUCCACUGCUCAUCAGUCUCAUUCCUCAGAGGACCUCAUGUCUUUUUCUCAUCCGAUUGUUUUUUGUCAUUUUAUUCUGUUUUUAAUGGAUGGUGUUUUUUUCCUCUUUUUUUUUCAUCUACUUGUUUUAAAACUGGAAUCCAUGGUUUUUACACCGCUGAGUUGAUUAUGUUUCUCCAGAGAAAUAAUGUUUUUACACACCGUAGACGUGGAAGUUAAAAUAAUACAGGUUUGUCUAUUUUCUUGGUCAUUCAGUGUUAGCCAGUUUAGGGUGAAAUGUAGCCUAGAAACAGCAGAUCUUUGUUAACUAAAACUAAUGUGUGUGGACCUAAAAUACAAAAAAAUAAAAAUAUAUAUAUAAAUAUACUUGCUAAAAUUAUUGACUAUGACAAACUUUAAUUUAAAGAUGCGUAAAUCUUCAGGAUGUAAAUCUAGUUCUUAAAAGAAAUAUAAAAUAGUUCUAUAACAUUUAAUGUGUGUUAUUUGGUCCGCUCCUUAGAUGAGACUACAUGUUCAUAGCCCCUGCAUUAAAGAUGAAAAUGUUACAAAAUGCUGUGGUCCUGUUUGAUUCACUGACUGGAAAGAAUAUACGGGCCAGGUGUUGCAGCUGUUUAGUUGAUUUUGAUGUCUUGUUCAUUCAUUCAUGCAUAUGAUUUAUAAUUUAUUUUAUGUCAUUCCCAUUCCAUACUUGAACCGUGGGAGGUUUGGGGGGAUGGGGGUCCAUGCCGAGGGCGUCACAGCCCCUCCCCACCCCAUCUCCCCUCGCCUGGGUCUUGGGACAAGCUUUGGGAGGUGCUGCACGUUGUAUUUUUCCUUGAUCUAAGCCAUGGCUUUGCAUGGGAACUGAACUGGGAGGCCUCCAGAGCAGAAAACACAUGGUGGAGAGCUUCCAUCAGUGAAUGAUUUUUGAAUGAAUGCCAGCAUCUUCCUCCACAGGCAGCUUUGAAUCUUUGUGUCUAUUUUCUAGAUUUCUUGUGAUUGUUUGUUUAUUUGUCUGUUUGUUUUGGGGGAGGGGGGCAGAGGCCGUUUUGUUGUUUUUCUUAAGAAUGGGCAUUUAGGGAUUAGGGGGUAAUACUGCAGUGAAAAUAGUGAUAGCAUAAAGAGACCUCUCAGAUCUUGUAACUAUAUAACUCUGUGGCAGGGAUCCAUGAUAGCUGAACUAUAAAUAGAAGGCAUGGUCUGUGUACUGUAGUGCCACAUGCAGUAAGUUACAUUCACUGGAUGCCACGUUAUGCCGGCCUGUAGUUAUAGCCUGAAAUGCAAACAUCUUAUAAUCCCUCUCCAUACUUCCCUUUUGAAGAACAGUGAUGUAACAUGCAGUCCCUGUAUGAACAGAGUUGUAUGCUAAUGUCUGAUCAGCUCAACCAGUAGGUUACAGCCAGAUGUAUCACAGUGUGAUGUCAUUUCCACCGUCCUCUCUUCUUCAUCCACAUAUAUAUUAGCUGCAUAUGUCCAAGAAGAAGAAGACCUUUGUGGUCUAACCUGCCACCCUGAGCGCAUAAAUGUCCUCAUGUUUUAAAUUUGUAAAUGAGGACGUAUUUCCAAGUAACUGCAGUGAAUUUUCCUCUUCCCGGCUGUAGGAAAUGUGUGCGUGUGUGUGUGUGCGUGUGUGUGCAUGCGUGGCGUCUUUAAGCAUACUCUGUGGAAUCUUCACCAAAGAUGAUCCAUGUGUGUUUCUGCCCUUACAACGAUUUUUUUCUCUCCCCACUGUUUUUUUGUUGUUGUUGUUGUUGUUUUUAUUAAUCAAACCCUAUGCUGUUUGUUUUUUGUAUACCCACUGAAUAAUGUACUUUUGAUUUGUACAAAAAAAAAAAAGUGGAUUCUAUUCAGUAUGGGGGACAUUGAAUUGUCAGGCUUCUUUAGUGCAUCUGUAACUGUCGAUGGCCACUUGUAUGUUGUGACCUGCAAUCAUUAUUGCUGCAGUAUAUUAGUCCUCUGUAUAUAAGGAACAACAAAAAUGACAAAUUCAGUUCAUCCUAUCCUAAAAACAGUUUGAACUCCUCCCGUGUUGCUGGGAUUGUGAAAAUGUUAAUGUUCCUAUGUAUUAGUGGUUCUCUGUGACUCACUGGGCACCAUAAAGCAUGGCACUAAAACUGCCGGGGUUAACAAGCUUCAUCCCCAUUGUAGCCACCAAUGUUUUAAAGAAAAUAUGCACUGUAAGGUGCCUCAGCUAAAAGUGGCAUCCACCAGCUGGCACGUGUGAUGUCAUGUAUGUAUUUUCUUUUUUUUUUAAAUAUACUUCUAUUUGGUUGUUUUAUGAGUCAGUAUUAGAAAAGCAGGAAAAGGGAAUCUACUUGAGUUGACUUGAAGGUAAAAAAAAAUUUAAAAAACAACUGAAAUUUGGUUAAAAAAAAUAAUAAUAAUCACUGAAAACUGUGGGAUCCCGCUGCCCCCCUUAUGACCCAGACCAAAGUCACAAGCAAUACACCUGAUGUCUAAUGUCACCCCAUCACAAACAGGAGUCUGAAUGAAGUUUCCCUCCCCCCUACUUCUCCUCCAGUUUUCUCCUGCUCUAUUCUCACUCUACAAAGCUGUCAGAGGUUUUGUUUUGUUUUUGUUUUUUGUAUAUUUCCCUCCUAAAGAGACUGCCUGCUUCUAGAAUUUUUCUUUGACUGCACUAAAGAUGUCAACUGAUGAUGUCAUGAUAUAAAACCGUCCCCGUUUAUGGAUUGGAUGGCAACUAUCACUGCAAGAACUGAACUGCUUCUGCUUAACCCUUUGUGAAUCCUUGAUGAUGGUCUGUGCCACCACCACCCCUGCAGCUGUGUCUGUAGUGGGGUUUUCUUUCCUUUUCUUUUUCUUUUAUUUUUGAAGCGGGACGGUGACUCCAUAGUGGUCAGUGUUUGUCCACUCAAGGUUUAAGAGCCACCACUCCCCGUUC
Molecule: messenger RNA, 5521 nt
Organism: Larimichthys crocea (large yellow croaker)
Lineage: Eukaryota; Metazoa; Chordata; Actinopteri; Sciaenidae
Gene: adarb1b
Product: adenosine deaminase RNA specific B1b
Exons: 12
Coding region: 398-2494 (698 amino acids)
Biological process (GO): RNA processing; adenosine to inosine editing
Cellular component (GO): nucleolus; cytoplasm
Molecular function (GO): double-stranded RNA adenosine deaminase activity; tRNA-specific adenosine deaminase activity; adenosine deaminase activity
Source: RefSeq, a predicted model, not a curated record